UUUCUUUGAACUCCUCAGCAAAUCCAGUUUGCAGAUGACAUGCAGGAGUUCACCAAGUUCCCAACCAAGACGGGCCGUCGGUCCCUGUCCCGUUCCAUCUCCCAGUCUUCCACUGACAGCUACAGCUCUGCUGCCUCCUACACGGACAGCUCUGAUGAUGAGGUGUCCCCACGGGAGAAGCAACAAACCAACUCCAAAGGCAGCAGCAACUUCUGUGUGAAGAACAUCAAGCAGGCGGAGUUUGGGCGCCGGGAGAUCGAGAUCGCUGAGCAAGACAUGUCUGCUCUGAUUUCACUCAGGAAACGAGCUCAAGGGGAGAAGCCUUUGGCUGGAGCUAAAAUCGUGGGCUGUACCCACAUUACAGCACAGACAGCAGUGCUGAUCGAGACCCUGUGUGCCCUGGGGGCGCAGUGCCGCUGGUCUGCCUGCAACAUCUACUCCACCCAGAACGAAGUGGCAGCUGCUUUGGCAGAAGCUGGUGUUGCUGUGUUUGCCUGGAAGGGGGAGUCGGAGGAUGACUUCUGGUGGUGCAUUGACCGCUGUGUCAACGUCGAUGGCUGGCAGGCCAACAUGAUCCUGGAUGAUGGUGGGGACCUGACCCAUUGGGUUUAUAAGAAAUAUCCCAACGUAUUCAAGAAGAUCCGAGGGAUUGUGGAGGAGAGUGUGACUGGUGUGCACAGGCUGUACCAGCUCUCCAAGGCUGGAAAACUUUGUGUCCCAGCCAUGAACGUCAACGACUCAGUGACCAAACAGAAGUUUGACAACCUGUAUUGCUGCCGGGAAUCCAUCCUGGAUGGCCUGAAGAGGACCACGGAUGUGAUGUUUGGAGGGAAGCAAGUGGUGGUUUGUGGUUAUGGGGAGGUUGGCAAGGGCUGCUGUGCUGCUCUGAAGGCCCUGGGAGCCAUUGUCUAUGUCACAGAGAUUGACCCCAUCUGUGCUCUCCAGGCUUGCAUGGAUGGAUUUCGGGUGGUGAAGCUGAGUGAAGUGAUCCGCCAGGUGGAUGUUGUCAUCACCUGCACAGGGAACAAGAACGUGGUGACCAGAGAGCACCUGGAUCGGAUGAAGAACAGCUGCAUCGUGUGCAACAUGGGCCACUCCAACACCGAGAUCGACGUGACCAGCCUCAGGACCCCCGAGCUGACCUGGGAGCGGGUCCGUUCCCAAGUGGAUCACGUCAUCUGGCCGGACGGGAAGCGGGUGGUGCUGCUGGCUGAGGGUCGUCUUCUCAACCUGAGCUGCUCCACAGUUCCCACCUUUGUCCUCUCCAUCACGGCCACCACUCAGGCUCUGGCUCUGAUUGAGCUCUACAACGCCCCCGAGGGCCGGUACAAGCAGGACGUGUAUCUGCUGCCCAAGAAGAUGGAUGAGUACGUUGCCAGUUUGCAUCUGCCUUCCUUUGAUGCCCACCUGACAGAGCUGACGGAUGAUCAGGCCAAGUACCUGGGACUCAACAAAAACGGGCCUUUCAAACCCAAUUACUACAGAUACUGAGGGACCACACCCACUGAAGGACCAGACCACACAAGGCAACAUUAGAGAGAUUCUUUUUAAAGAUCACUUUUAUUUCAGUUUACCUCUUCUUUUUUUUUUUUUUUUGUUUGCUUUUCUUUUCGAAACCAACAGAGGAACC
Molecule: messenger RNA, 1630 nt
Organism: Chaetura pelagica (chimney swift)
Lineage: Eukaryota; Metazoa; Chordata; Aves; Apodiformes; Apodidae
Gene: AHCYL1
Product: adenosylhomocysteinase-like 1
Exons: 16
Coding region: 40-1491 (483 amino acids)
Biological process (GO): L-methionine cycle
Cellular component (GO): cytosol
Source: RefSeq, a predicted model, not a curated record